GGUGGGUUUGAUUUACUCAUCAGAGGCUCGUUCAAGUAACUCAACUUGCAGCCAGUGUUCACCUGUUAUAAAUAAGGCUGCGUCUCAAGUUCCCAGCAGAUCAUUGCUUAAUAAGUAGCAUUGUGAUAGUGGGAAAAAAUGGCAUCAGAACCAAGUGAAAGUGUCAGAAGUCAAAUUGUUGCUCUAAGCAAAGAGGAGCUUUCUCAGCCUCAAAUUGUGGCUGAAGGUUUCUGAGGGGGCAGUGCAUGAAACUGUAAAACGCUUUGCAGAAACUGGGUCAGCUGUAUCCAAAGCAUGAUCGGGCAGACCGAAAGAAACCACAUCAUCAGAAGAUCAAUACAUCGAGCUUAGUUCCCUCAGAGUUAGAGGGGAAAAAAGGCUAAACGCUUGGGGUGGGCUAAGAAAUACCAGCAUUUCACAGUGGAUGACAGGAAAAUACUGAUGCUGAUGAAUCCAAGGCCUUAGAUUUACAGCAGAAACAGAAGGUUGUAUGUAAGGAGACGAACAGGAGAGGGAAGGAUACCACCGUGGAUCAAACCGUCAAUGAAACGUGGUGGUGGGAACGUUCAGUCUGGGGGUAUUUUGCCUUCUCUGGAGUUGGACACCUGCACCAAACCGACUACGCCCAGAUCAAGGAGGAGUACCUCUCCAUUCUUCAGAGACAUGCUACACCCUCUGGUUUUCAUCUUUAGGGAGAAGGAUUCAUACUGCAUAAGGAUAGUUACCCUAAACACGAGAGUGUUUAGGAUGACCUGAAGACCUAAGAAGACCAAGGAGUCCUGACUGUCAUGGACUUUCCUCCAAUGUCACCUGACCUCAACCCCGCUGAACAUUUAUGGGAGCACCUGAAGACUGAGAAUGCCAAGCGUUCUGCGACAUGACAAGAGGCUCUCUGGGACAUUGUCAGAUCGUGCUGGGAGAACACGGGUCAUCAGGGUUUGCACAAACUGUUCUUCUCUGCAUCAGACGACAGUGUGUUGAUGAGCAGGUGACUGUCAGCUGUGAAAAACUGUGCGGAGGCCACAGGAUAAAAUAAACAACGACAUUAAUAUAGAGACAUGAACUAGCCCUCAGUAAAACACAGCAGCAUGAAUAACUUAACAGUAAAUAUUUUUACACUGUUUGUCCCUGCUGAGCUUCCUUAACUUGUCUCUCAGACCGUUUGAUAUCUUCAUCCUGUUAGCCAUCUUUGCUAACUGUGUUGCUCUGGGAGUUUCCAAACCGUUUCCCGAGGACGACUCCAACUCUACCAACCACGACCUGGAACAAGUGGAGUACGUCUUCCUCAUCAUAUUCACAGUGGAGACCUUCCUGAAGAUCCUGGCCUACGGUCUGGUGAUGCACCCCAGCUCCUACAUCCGCAACGGCUGGAACCUGCUCGACUUCGUCAUCGUCAUCGUCGGGUUGUUCAGCGUCGUCUUGGAGACAAUGACUCAUAAGUCUGGCGAGCAGGCAACCACUCACCACAUGCCAGGGAAACCUGGAGGUCUGGAUGUCAAAGCCCUGAGAGCCUUCAGAGUCCUGAGGCCCCUCAGGCUGGUCUCUGGAGUCCCCAGUCUACAGAUUGUGUUGAACUCCAUCAUGAAGGCGAUGGUUCCUCUUCUCCACAUCGCUCUGCUGGUUCUCUUCGUCAUCAUUAUCUAUGCCAUCAUCGGUCUGGAACUCUUCAUCGGACGCAUGCACAAGACCUGCUACUACAUAGGAACAGAUAAUUAUGUGGAGGACGACCCGGUUCCGUGUGCGUUUGCCGGUCACGGUCGCCAGUGCGCAGUUAACGGCUCUGAGUGUCGGGGGAGGUGGGAUGGUCCCAACGGAGGAAUCACCAACUUCGACAACUUCUUCUUUGCCAUGUUGACCGUGUUCCAGUGCAUCACUAUGGAGGGAUGGACCGACGUACUGUAUUGGAUGAAUGAUGCCAUAGGGUUCGAGCUGCCCUGGGUUUAUUUUGUCAGUCUGGUGAUUUUCGGCUCGUUCUUCGUUCUCAACCUGGUUCUGGGAGUCCUCAGCGGAGAGUUCAGUAAGGAGAGGGAGAAGGCGAAGGCUCGGGGAGAUUUCCAGAAGUUGAGAGAGAAGCAGCAGAUGGAGGAGGACCUGUGCGGAUACAUGGACUGGAUCACUCAGGCCGAGGACAUGGACGAACUGGACGAGGACGGAAACCCACGUCCGUCUCUCGGCGAUCUGUCAGAUAAGAAGAGAGGGAAGUUCGGAUGGUUCAGUCACUCCAACGAAACACAUGCAAGUCUUCCUGCCAGUGAAACAGCGUCUGAAAACACUGAAAACAUCGAUGAGGAACACACUAACUGCUGCCAGGCCUGCUGCGCUCGGAUGAUGAAGAUCAGCUGCUGUCGGACUUUGCGUCGGUGGAAUCGCGUCUGUCGCAGAAACUGUCGCACCGCUGUUAAAUCGGUGACCUUUUAUUGGCUGGUUCUGCUGCUCGUCUUCCUCAACACCUCCCUCAGCGCCUCCGAGCACUACAACCAACCUGACUGGCUCACACAAGUCCAGGACAUCGCCAACAAGGUGCUGCUGUCUCUCUUCACGGUGGAGAUGUUGUUGAAGAUGUACAGUUUGGGUCUGGCUCAUUACUUUGUGGCGUUCUUUAACCGCUUCGACUGUUUCGUGGUGUGUGGAGGCAUCGUGGAGACCAUCCUGGUGGAGAUGGAGAUCAUGCCUCCUCUGGGGAUCUCGGUACUGCGUUGCGUCCGCCUGCUGCGGAUCUUCAAGGUCACGCGCCAUUGGACGGCUCUGUCCAAUCUGGUGGCGUCCCUGCUGAACUCCAUGAAGUCCAUCGCCUCCCUGCUGCUCCUCCUCUUCCUCUUCCUCAUCAUCUUCGCUCUGCUCGGCAUGCAGCUGUUCGGAGGAAAGUUCAACUUCGACGAAACGCAGACCAAACGCAGCACCUUCGAUGCCUUCCCACAGGCGCUGCUUACCUGCUUCCAGAUCCUGACAGGUGAGGACUGGAACGUGGUCAUGUAUGACGGCAUCAUGGCGUACGGAGGCCCCGUGUUUCCAGGAAUGAUCGUCUGCGUUUACUUUGUCAUCCUCUUCAUCUGUGGUAACUAUAUACUGCUGAAUGUCUUCUUGGCCAUCGCUGUGGACAACCUGGCCGGAGGAGACGGAGACGACAAGAAGAAAGAGAAGAAGAAGGAGGGAGCUGAGGAGGAGGAGGAAGCUGAAGAAGGAGCAGUGAAGGUGGACAUUGAUGAAGACACCGAGUACGAGGAGGAAGAGGAGCUUCCUGAAGGAGACGACGAGGGAGGGGUCCAGUUAAAGAUGGCCGAUCUCGCUCCUCCUAAAGAGAAGAUUCUUCCAAUCCCAGAAGGCAGUGCGUUCUUUUGCCUCAGCAAAACAAACCCUAUCCGUGUGGCCUGUCACACUCUGAUCCACCACCACAUCUUCACCAACCUAAUCCUUGUCUUCAUCAUCCUCAGCAGCUGCUCAUUGGCUGCUGAGGAUCCAAUCAGAGCCCACUCCUUCAGGAACAACAUUCUGGGUUACGCAGACUACGCCUUCACCUCCAUCUUCACUGUGGAGAUCCUGUUAAAGAUGACGGUGCAUGGAGCGUUCCUCCAUCAGGGCUCGUUCUGCAGAAACUGGUUUAACCUGUUGGAUCUACUGGUCGUCAGCGUCUCACUGGUCUCCUUCUUCCUGCACUCCAGCGCGAUCUCGGUGGUGAAGAUCCUCAGAGUCCUCAGGGUGCUCAGACCUCUGAGAGCCAUCAACAGAGCCAAAGGACUAAAGCAUGUGGUCCAGUGUGUGUUUGUGGCCAUCAGGACUAUCGGAAACAUCAUGAUCGUCACGACUCUGCUGCAGUUCAUGUUCGCCUGCAUCGGAGUCCAGCUGUUCAAGGGUAAAUUUUAUCGCUGUACAGACGAGGCCAAACACACUCCUGAACAGUGCAAAGGGACCUUUGUGGUGUAUAAAGAUGGAGAUGUGAGCCAUCCCAUGGUCAGAGAGAGGCUCUGGCAGAACAGUGACUUUAACUUUGAUAACGUGUUGAUGGGGAUGAUGGCGCUCUUCACCGUGUCCACCUUCGAGGGUUGGCCCGCUCUGCUGUACAAAGCCAUCGAUGCUAAUGGGGAGAACUCUGGUCCAAUCUACAACUACCGAGUUGAGAUCUCCAUCUUCUUCAUCGUCUACAUCAUCAUCAUUGCCUUCUUCAUGAUGAACAUCUUUGUGGGUUUCGUCAUCAUCACCUUCAGAGAGCAAGGAGAGCAGGAGUACAAGAACUGUGAGCUGGACAAGAACCAGCGUCAGUGUGUGGAGUACGCUCUGAAGGCUCAGCCACUGAAACUUUACAUCCCAAAGAAUCCGGUUCAGUACAAGUUCUGGUCCAUCAUCAACUCCACAGGAUUCGAGUACGUCAUGUUCGUCCUCAUCCUGCUCAACACCGUCACUCUGGCCGUUCAGCACUAUGAACAGUCUAAAACCUUCAGCUACAUCAUGGACAUCCUCAACAUGGUGUUUACUGGACUCUUCACUGUGGAGAUGCUGCUGAAGCUGCUCGCUCUUAGACUCAGGCAUUACUUUGUGGAUGCCUGGAACUCGUUCGAUGCUCUGAUCGUGGUCGGCAGUGUGGUCGAUAUCGUCGUCACCGAGUUCAGCAGUGGAGAGGACAGCUCUCGGGUGUCGAUCACCUUCUUCCGUCUGUUUCGAGUGAUGCGAUUGGUCAAGCUGCUGAGUAAAGGGGAGGGGAUUCGUACGCUGCUGUGGACUUUCAUCAAAUCGCUGCAGGCUCUGCCAUACGUCGCUCUGCUCAUCGCCAUGAUCUUCUUCAUCUACGCCGUCAUCGGCAUGCAGACGUUUGGGAAGAUAGCAAUGCAGGAUCAUACUCAGAUCAACAGAAACAACAACUUCCAGACUUUUCCUCAGGCUGUUCUCCUCCUCUUCAGGUGUGCUACAGGUGAGGCGUGGCAAGAGAUCAUGUUGGCCAGCCUUCCAGGUAAACGCUGUGACCCCGAGUCUGACUACGAACCGGGAGAAGAGUUCAGCUGCGGCAGCAACUUCGCCAUCGUUUACUUCAUCAGCUUCUUCAUGCUGUGUGCUUUCCUGAUCAUCAACCUGUUUGUCGCCGUCAUCAUGGACAAUUUUGACUAUCUGACACGUGAUUGGUCGAUUCUUGGACCGCAUCAUCUAGACGAGUUUAAGAGGAUCUGGUCUGAAUACGACCCAGAGGCCAAGGGUCGCAUAAAACACCUGGAUGUUGUGGCUCUGCUCAGGAGGAUUCAGCCUCCUCUGGGUUUUGGGAAACUCUGUCCUCACAGAGUGGCCUGUAAGCGUCUGGUAGCAAUGAACAUGCCUCUGAACUCUGAUGGGAUGGUGACCUUCAACGCCACGCUCUUCGCUCUGGUUCGCACCGCCCUCAAAAUCAAGACUGAAGGUAACCCUGAUCAGGAAAAUGAGGAGCUGAGGGUGAUCAUAAAGAAGAUCUGGAAAAGAAUGAAACCAAAACUACUGGACGAAGUCAUACCACCACAUGAAGAGGAGGAAGUGACAGUUGGGAAGUUUUACGCAACUUUCCUGAUCCAGGAUUACUUCAGGAAGUUCAGGAAGAGGAAAGAGAAAGGAGGUCUGCCCGGAGAGUCCGACUCCACCAACCCAUCUGCUGUCCAGCUCUGUAAAGCCGGUCUGAAGACUCUGCAGGAUCUGGGUCCAGAGAUGCGUCUGGCUCUGAACGAGGACCUGGAGGAGGAGGAGGAGGAGGCCAUGAUGGAGGACGAAGAGCUGGAGGAGAACGCUGCGUACAAGGGUGAAAACGGCUUCGGACCAGAGAAAGAUCGACGAGGCUCCAUACUGACCACGCCCACCGGUCCUGGUGGUGUUGUCGGUGACGGAGGUGUGUCUAACGGAGGCCUGAUCCACCGGGUCGGUUCUCUCACCAAGAUGCCGAACGGCAGCGAACACGACCAACAUCUUCACCGCGGUGACAACAUGAGGUCAUCUGUCAAUCUUCACCACCACCGCCACCCGUCAGUGAAGAACGGCCUGCUGGACCACGCCCCUAAGAGACCGUCAUACUACAAACAUGCAAGGAGGGACUCGAGAGACAGAUGCUGGAGGAACGGGGACAUGGAGGCAUACGGAGAGCAGGGUUACUACAGCAGAGACGAAGACAACGACAGCAUCACCUCCAGAGACAGACAUUACCCUGACGAGCCUCCUCUGCACAGUGACCACUACGACGGCCACGCCCCCUACACCAACAGUAGCUAUGGUAACGGCUACAGCGAGGGCAGGAGGACGACCAGGAGACGCCUACUUCCUGCCACACCCACAGGUCGGAAACCGUCGUUUAACAUCCAGUGUCUGAGGAGGCAGGGGAGCAGCGACGACCUGCCAAUCCCUGGGACGUACCACCCGACCUCACCGCCACGGCGCGCACGCACACAGAUGUUCAGCAGUUACGAGUCUCGUCACUCCUCCGGUCGCUCCUCGGCAGCCUCCUCUGCGUCCUGGGCAAACCCGUGUCCUCGCCGUGGACGCCUUCUCUACGCUCCUCUCAUCCUGGUGGAGGAGGAAGGCAGCCCACCCUGGGGGGGCGGAGGAGGAGGACCCGUGGGUGAGGGGAAGAAGGGAGGAGCAGGAAGAGGUGUCAGUGUGACAGGUGCAGCACCCAGACCAGCCUGGUACGGUGGCCCUGCAGGGACAUCAGCCCCCCCACCGUACAGAGCCUACACCACCCUCAGAGUACCCUCUCAGCUCGGAGCUCAGUUCACUGAGAAACGAGGAUCGGCCGACAGUCUGGUGGAGGCGGUUCUGAUCUCCGAGGGUCUCGGUCUUUACGCUCGGGAUCCGAAGUUUGUGGCGUUUGCGAAGCGGGAGAUCGCAGACGCGUGUCACAUGACAGUGGAUGAGAUGGAAUCGGCCGCCAGCGACCUGCUCGGCUCAGGGAGCCAUGGCUUCCUUGGCGACGCCGCCGUCGACCCUGCUGCGCUCUACAGCGAUGAGGAGCCAAUUAGGUCGGGCCGUGACGAGGACGAGCUGGCCGACGAGAUGACCUGUGUGACGUCAUUUUGAUGCUCUGCACCAAUCAGGGAUAAGAGACAGGGACUGAGAGGGGCUGGGCGUAAGCAAUUUUUGAUUGACAGGACACUUGACCAAUCACGAGACAACACCGAGAAAGGGGCGGGAUUUAAUCAAAGCAAAGCAGACUGAAUUCUGAUCAGUGAGGAGGAAGAAAGGGGAAGUGACUGAAGAAGAUGAAGAGGAAAGGAAAUAAGGAGGCAGAAGUACAGGAGUGUUGAUGGAAGAAAGGAUAAAGAGGAAGGAAGAAAAACGGAAGAAGAAAGAAAGGGAUUGAGAGACAAAAGAUAAAAGAUUAAGAAAAUAUGUUAGGACAGAUUUCUGAUUUGAGAUGAAGGAGAAGAAGGAAAGGAGGGAAGGAGGGACAAAAAAGAUGGGAGGAAGAAAGAAAAGGGAAAAACACGAAAGAAAAAGAACAAAUGCAGGUUUGGUGUGAGGUAGAAGAAAGGAUGGACAGAGAAAGACAAUUGAGAAAAGAAGAAGGAUAGAGAGGAAAAAAUGAAAGGAGGACGAAUGAGGGGAGUGAAGGAAGGAACAAUAAGAAGAAAGAGAAGAGAUGAAAGACGAGAUAAAAAAGGAAAAAGGGUAGGAUGGUCGAUCAAAGAGAGGGUAAAGACGGAAAAGGGAAACUGGAGAAGAAAGGUGGCAAAAAGGAAAGAGACAAGAAAGGAAGAUGAAAGAGAGGCUGAGAGAUGGAUAAAGAUUUAAGGAAAGAGGUUCAAAGGAAGUAAGGGAGGAUAAAUAGAAACGGAAAAUCUGAGGAAUGAAAAGAGAUGAAGAGGAAAGUGAAGGAUGAAUAAAGAGAAGAUUUGAGAGACAAAAGAUAAAACAAUUAAGGGAAGUGGAAAAACGAUGCAAGUCGUCAUGGUGACGCCACUGAGCAGAUGUAACUCUGGACGGGUCGACCAGGCCCCGGCCCCGGCCCCGGCCCCCGAGAGGCCGGGGGGCCCCUGUCUGAAGUGAAUUAUAGUUGUCAUGGGAAAUCGAGCACAAAGUGAAACAAAACCACCACAAAGGGACUCGAAACCACAAACAGCACCGACGUGCGUCGCAGGUGAUCCGACCACAGGUGGACAGUUCUUGGUGACUCAGUUCACAGCUGGCAUCAGAAGGCGUCUCCACGUGCCUCCAGUGACCACUUGUGAUUGGAUCUCACCUCCACGCUCUAUAUGCAAAAAAACACUGUACAUCGUUGUUUUUAACCGGUGGCACUUCCUGUGCCUGCUCUGCUGGAAAUUAAAAGAAGAGGAAGAAGAAAUCCAAACAAUACCGGCUGGGUCUGUUCCUUGGCGUGGUUCGGACAAACCAACCAAUCACCCAGCCUGUCUGACGCACUCAUUACUUAUCUCUGUGGGCUUCUGAAAUUUUAGGACGUUGUGAACAAAGCCAGCUUUCGCCGUUUGUACGACUUUUAUCUGUUUGCGACUUGAGGUCGUACAUCCGCUCACGCAGAGGACGUCAGUUGAGUGGGCGGUCCCUCAACGUGGCCCGGGACACAUUCGCGCUCACACUGCCAACAGAAUGUGGCCACCUCCGAAUGUGGUCUCGAUGCGUCCUCGGUGCGUCUCGGGUGCAUUCACACCUGUACGUGGAGCCGUCCACCUGCGAUCAGAUCCCCUGAGACACGUGGUGAUGUGGGGGGACUUCUUGUCUCUGAGCUACAUGGGAUCACACUGUACCCACAAUGCACUUCUGUCGCUGUGCAUCAGACCGUUAACAGUUUGGUUUUACAGGUUGUUCUGUAAUUUUAGAAAGUUUUUGAAUCCAGUUUUUGAAUAUUUGGUACCUCAAUCUGUGGACACAUGGACAGUAUAUAAAAUUAUACAUAUACUGGAAAUUAUGCACAAUUUAAGAUUAACUAUUAGAAUUUUUGAAGAGGGGAAUUCAAAUCCUAUGAAUUCAAGGGGAUGGUUUUUGCUGUAAAUUCAGUGGUAAUAUUAAUAUAAUUAUUGAUUCAACUUCAUAAUUAGAGUUUUGUGCGAAAGCUCAUUCAUUCCUGCUGUAAACUUACUUCAAACAAUAAACAGAUACGAUUCACUUGUUAGUUUGUAUAGUUGAUGUUUGUUCUUUCUUUGGUUUUUUUGUGGAGUUCAACUGUUCGUCACUAACAGUCCCGUUUCCGAACUUUGUCUUCUUACUUUUCUGGAGUUUUCUUUCUGAUAUGAGAUUCAGAUGAAAGUCACCAGGUAAUUCUAUCCGUUUAUUGUUCUCAGUAAGUUAGGAGCAGGAAUGAACGAACCGUGUUCAGAAACGAGGAGCUGUUUUAUAUCAGGACUGUUGACGUCUUUUAAUGCUGGUAAACGAUGUGUUGAGCUUUCUGCUCAGUGUGGAGGAAUAUAUCUCUCAUAUUUUAUUAACGUGUAUUUUUAUUCUCGUAAAUGAAGGGGUCGUCUUCAAACCAGAUGAUGAACCGAGAAGACUUUUUUUGUCUCUUUGUUUUCUAUUUGACAGCAGAAACUGAGUGUUUGUUCAGUACGUUUUCUUUUUUUAAAUGUUUGAUAUUUUUUAUUCAUUUUGACAGAGAGGACUGGCUUUUUCUCGUUUAUUUGUUUAAUUCUCGACGGCCGAGAGUCCACUGGUGUUUUGUCUCGUCUGAAAUUUUGUGUUUCCGUCAGAUUUUUGUUUUUCUCUCCAACAGUUUGGACAGUUUCCCAGCAGUUAAGGGCUUUUCAAUUUCACGCCUGGAUUUCCUGAAAAAUCCUCCUCACAUGUUGAGAACUGCUAUAUUCAGCUGAGAAACGGCUCUGACUGAACUCUGAUUUACCUCAA
This is a messenger RNA of Xiphias gladius (swordfish), 9792 nucleotides long. RefSeq names its product calcium channel, voltage-dependent, L type, alpha 1F subunit (gene cacna1fb). Lineage: Eukaryota; Metazoa; Chordata; Actinopteri; Istiophoriformes; Xiphiidae. The transcript is spliced from 48 exons. Gene Ontology annotation, molecular function: high voltage-gated calcium channel activity. Gene Ontology annotation, biological process: calcium ion import across plasma membrane. Gene Ontology annotation, cellular component: voltage-gated calcium channel complex; membrane. The record is from RefSeq and is a predicted model, not a curated record. Bases 1339 to 7017 code for a protein of 1892 amino acids.